AAUUAUUUGAACUAUUGACGUCUACAAACACACGCCUGGGACUCACACAAAAUGCCUGACGCCUAUAUGAUGGGCUCGACGGCAACGCUCAAUGCUCGUCGGCAGUACAGAUCGGUUGCAUUUGGCACGUGGAAAGUGGGCGGAGCCAGGAAUAUGACGGAGCGAAGGUCCGAGGAGCCACUUUCAAGACUGAAAUGUUCAUCACCAGAACUACACCAUCUGUCAACAGUAGCAGCAACAGCAUCAGAAAGAGGAUCUCAGUUAACUGCCACCUCAUCCACCCUAGGACCGUCAACUCUUCUCAGUGUCGAUAAACGUCAUAGUCGUCUUGGAGAGAGCAGUCCGAAUUUGUCCCGUAUUCACCAUACUCACACACAGUUAUCACUAGGUCUUCCUAACAAAAUGAACCAAACGAAUGAUUUCUUCUCAAGCACGGAAUAUUGUCAGUAUGUCUGCAGUCGCGAGGAUAUUGACUCCUUCAACGGAAACUCGACCGGCGGAAAAUCGUCGGAACAACCCAUCCAAGCAGCCUUCCUUCGAAAAUCACGAAAAGAUGGUGGUGGACUGCACCUAGACGACGUUUCCACAUCGCAUCAUCACAACAACCAUCAGCAGAAAGGCUCUCGAAACUUGAAAUAUUCUCAAAGUUCGCGACGAAAAUACGAGCAAGCGACGACGACGACUAGCGGUAGUUCAACUGACGAUUCGGAUCGAGGAAGCGGAAGUAGCAGUGGAUCGCAUCAUCGAUCUCAUAGCGCUGGUCCCCACACAACCUACUCGACAACUUCGAAUCACGCCGUCUCAACGACCGAAAUGAAUCGAUCCGGAGUACGUGGCGGCCCGAACGCGGAGAGCAACACGACGUUCCUGAGAGCUACGAAGAGGUUCUUCAAGAAGAUCUACACAUCGGCGACACUUCCCAAGAAACAGAAUAGCACGUCUAUGGAUAAUUUCCAAAAAUCGUCGGUGUUCUUUGAGGAUACCGCUCAUCAUCAUAAUCCGAAUAUGGAUGGAAGAAUUCUGAAGAAGGCGCCAUUGUCGACUGAUGAGAAUGAUUAUUCAAAUCACCUCGAUGAUGAUUAUGAUGACGAGACAAUGCGCUCCGAAAAUGCGACGAUGGACAUUAGCUAUCCGGACAGUGGAUUCGAGAUGGACAGAGCUUCAACACCGGAACAAUCGAGUGUCUCCAUGACAUCCACGUCGAAAAGCGGAGAUGAUCCGGUCAACUUCACCAAUUUGUUCGAGCAGCUGAAAAGGGAGAUGAAAGAAAUGCGAGAACGCGACGCUCAAAUCCUUUCCGAUCUUCAACGCGUCGAGACCCAAAUCCAAUCGGUGAAGCAAGCGCAAAUCCUCGCCUCACUUCAAGACGAAUUCGAGCCGGUGGAGAGCAUGCCGCUCUGAAUAGAUAGGCAGAUUCUUAGAUAAUCACAAAACUCUUCUUACCUCCCAGUUUCUUAUAUUCCCCCCAGUGUUGUUUCUUCUUCUGUCUCAAAAUCUUGUUGUCGCCGGUCUAGUCUCCCUCAUCCCCAUCUUCUUAAAUCAUCCCAAAUUAUUAUGUGCUGAACGGGUCCCCAAACUCUCAAAAUUAUCGAUCGAUUAUUGUAGCUCUCUCUCUCUCUCUCUCUCUCUCUCUCUCUCUCUCUCUCUCUUUUCCAACUUAUCGAUUAAUUAUGUAAAUAUAUGCCCCUAUUCUUUAAAGAAACAUGUAUUUCAUUGUCGAGGUGCACACACACACAUUUUCUCCCCAAACUCACCUUAUUCCUCAAUUUUUAUUCUUUUUUGACGCUCACCAAGUCUCUGAGUGCUCCGCGUGCAUUUUUGUGUGAAAAUGCAUAAAAAUUGUGGUGCCAGAGAGACGACCAAGUGUUUCAAGUACAACGGAAUCAUGAAAAGAAUAAAUGAUGAAUUU
Caenorhabditis elegans is the source of this 1909-nucleotide messenger RNA. RefSeq names its product TORC_N domain-containing protein (gene ZK131.11). Lineage: Eukaryota; Metazoa; Nematoda; Chromadorea; Rhabditida; Rhabditidae. The record is from RefSeq and is marked reviewed. The transcript has 8 exons. Bases 52 to 1401 code for a protein of 449 amino acids.